Molecule: messenger RNA, 1536 nt
Organism: Leishmania mexicana MHOM/GT/2001/U1103
Lineage: Eukaryota; Euglenozoa; Kinetoplastea; Trypanosomatida; Trypanosomatidae
Exons: 1
Coding region: 1-1536 (511 amino acids)
Biological process (GO): protein ubiquitination
Cellular component (GO): Cul4A-RING E3 ubiquitin ligase complex; membrane
Source: RefSeq, a predicted model, not a curated record
AUGACCAUGAUGCGGCGAUGUAGUGGCUUCAAGCUCUGCACCGCCAUCGGCCUGGCAUUAAUGGUGGCGCUUUUGAUGAGUAGCGCGUCCGACGCAGCAACCAGCUGUGGCUUCAGCACCCAGCGCGUGCAGUGCGGCGACUUUGCAUGCGACAAGGAGACGAAGGUUUGUAUUGCGUGUCGCGCGGACAGCGACUGCUACCCUGGCGCCAUGAGCUGCGACGUGACCUCGGGGAAGUGCAAGGUGCGCAGCUUCACCUCCCUCUUCGGAGCGCGCACUAUCCUCGCGAUGCUGGGUGCUUUUGUUGUCUGCUCCAUUGCCGUGCUCGCUGGCGUCGGUGGUGGCGGCAUUCUGGUGCCCAUGUUCGGCGGACUAAUGGAGAUUCCCAUGCUGUCCGCAGUGGGGAUGUCACAGUCCACCAUUUGCGGACAGAGCACGCUCAACAUGUACUUCGCCAUCCAGGAAAAGCACCCCGACUCCAGCUGGGAUCGCCCGCUGAUUAAUUACCAGUACCUGGGCCUGCUUCUGCCGCCCGGCCUCAUCGGCACCUUAGUUGGUGGGAUUCUGAGCAAGCUCUGUCCCGAUGUGCUGCGCCUCAUCCUUCUCCUUGUGCUUCUCUCCGUUGUGCUCUACCGCAGUUGGGGGACGAUGAAGAAGCAGUACCGGCAGGACACAAACCCGUCGCAUGUGACUGUGGAGACAGGCAACGCGAACGAGACGUCACAUCGGGAGAACCAUGACAACAAUGACGAGAGUCAGCGCUGCGAGCUGACCGAGAAGGCUGGCGGCGUCAAAAGGGAGUUGGGCGAGAACACCGCGAUUUUGUCGACGCCGGAGCAGAGCCCACAGUCUCUUCGGUGCCCGCCGCAAUCGCAGUACCCGCAGCAGGAGCUCUCUCUGAACUUUGCUUGCUUUCUGGUGCUGCUGCUGUUCAACAUUUUCCGGACGUACGCGGUGUGCGGCGGCUUCCUAUAUUGGUUGUGUGUGUUGGUUCCCGUGGCCUUUUUGAGCGUCGUGUUCUUUUUCAAUCGUGAGAAGUUGCGCAAGCUGGCGGGGUCCAACCCGGCGCAGAUGACGUUCGCCUGGACUCAACGAAACUCUGUGGCUUACCCGAUGGUGGCGGUGCUUGCAGGUGCGUCAGCGGCCAUGCUUGGCAUCGGCGGUGGCCUUGUUCUGGGGUUUGUGCUGAACGAGGUGGGUAUAGUGCCUCAAGAAGCGUCGGUGACGGGCGGUAUGGCCACCUUCUUCAUUGCCUUCUCGUCUGCGCUGCAGCUCCUUAUCACGGGUAGCCUCGUCGUCGACUUUGGCAUCGUUUUCUCCAUUGUUGGGCUAUGCAGCAGCGCCCUGGGCCAGCUAGUGUUCAUGACGUACAUCAAGAGUCACGGCCUGAGCUACUUAAUCAUCGGCUCUCUGAUCUUCGUCGUUGGUGGCUCGCUGGUUUCCCUCGGUGGCUUUGGUAUCUACAAUGCCGUCAUCUCCAUCCAGGCAGGCGGCUCCGUGAUGGGGUUUGGCUGCCUCUGUGCGAGAGCGAAGUAG